This is a messenger RNA of Desarmillaria tabescens, 2739 nucleotides long. RefSeq names its product P-loop containing nucleoside triphosphate hydrolase protein. NCBI's taxonomy places the organism in Eukaryota, Fungi, Basidiomycota, Agaricomycetes, Agaricales, Physalacriaceae. Gene Ontology annotation, molecular function: helicase activity. Gene Ontology annotation, cellular component: P granule; cytosol. Bases 1 to 2739 code for a protein of 912 amino acids. The record is from RefSeq and is a predicted model, not a curated record. The transcript is spliced from 14 exons. Gene Ontology annotation, biological process: regulatory ncRNA-mediated post-transcriptional gene silencing.
AUGCAACGCAGAUGGCUACCAUCAGUGGAUAUAGAAUCGUUUCGGGUUCUACCAAUCCAAGUCCUGGCAUCAAUUUCGAUUUUAUUAGACGACGUACUCAGGGCCUGGGAAGAAGGCAACACCGGCGUCUCUUCUCAUACCACUACGAUGCCUGUCGGGUGGUGCUACGAUUCUGUCUCGCCCAGCGGUUGCAGGCAUCCUCCAGGGAUAUGCAAACUACGCCACGACAUAACAAAAUGCAGUUGUGGACUUGUCCUUGACAGUUGCAACUUUGAAGCCCACGUACACGGCCGAAGGCAUCGGAAAAUCCUUGCGGGCACGCAGCGCCCCGUAUCGAAGCGGGAAAAGGCUAGUCCGACGCUGAAACAGUCCCCUCAUUGCCGUCCGAGUAGAGAGUUCCCGGAGAAUGAGCUUGAGGCUCAUGUCACGACUCAUACAGCGCAAGAGCGGCUGGCGACGGUGUUGGAGGAAGCUCAGAGAAAUAAGAACGGGAUUGAAGUGUCUGACCUGGCAGGUCUUGAUUUUGGAAUCAUCGAUGAAGACGAGCAACAGCCCGUGGUAGCCGAAAUGCUGGUGAAGAGGACUAGCGGUGAUGACUCCAGCAUGCCCAUCUCGUUGACCAAGUUCAGGAUGUUGUCUUCGGGGAGGCAGGAUGAGCACGGUGUGAACUAUAACACCAACUUCGAAAUUCAUACGCUCUUCUCGGCUUCACAAGAUCCUUAUCACGUUCCAUCCAUCCUAUGCCGGAGACGGAUCUGUGCUAUUGUCGGUAGCCUUGCUGAUCACGAACAUCUCGCUCCCAAGGCUCCUUACACUCCACGGAAGCGACGCAACAUCAAGUUAGAUGGUCCCAUCAAACGUAGCCUUCGUCCUCCUACUUGGACCCCGACGAAGCAGUAUAUAAUGAAAACUGGGUCUUUCAAGAGAUCUGCGAGACAAGCUAUCAAACGAUUCAUGCCUUCGUCGCUUAACGUUACAACGUACGCGCAGUACUUCCAGACCAUGCUUUACUUAGAGGAAGAACAGAAAAAGUAUGGCCUAAUGGCCCACUCUAUGCAUGAUGUUGACAUCAAGUCGGCCCACCCAAAUUACGUACUCCAAGUCAAAGGCCUUUCUAAAGGCCGCCCCUCUGUCCUGGUCGGAGAUUUUAUUCUCGCUCGUCCUGUCAAUCAAUCCACAAAGACUUGGUUCGAAGGACGCGUUCACAAGGUUGUCAAGUCGCACGUCACCCUUGGUUUCAGCGACACUUUCAAUACGUACCGCGGAACCAAGUUUGACAUACGUUUCGUUCUGAAUCGUCUACCCCACCGCCGAGCGCAUCAAGGCUCUGAUAAUCCUGAACAGCUAGAGACAGUAGCCGCUAUCGUACAUCAACCAAGGGGAAGCGUGCCGUUCAUCGUGUUUGGACCUCCAGGAACAGGAAAGACGGUGACCAUCGUAGAAGCUAUGCAACAGCUCCUCCACCGUCAUCCUGAGGCCCGCAUCCUGGCGUGUACACCCAGCAACAAGUCUGCCGACCUCAUUGUGCAAGGGACUGAUGCACCUCGGUCCCAUGGACGUCUUCCGCCUGAAUGCCUAUGUCCCGCAAGUACGACGACCUUCCCACGAGUCUUCCGCAAACACGCUCUCGUUAACGGAAACUUAUAUUUUGCUAUGCCGGUUCUCGAAGAUGUCCUCAAAUAUCGUGUCGUGGUCUGCACAUGUGUUUCCGCUGGUGCCCUUGCAAGCUUGGGUGUCAAGCCUGGUCAUUUUGGGCGACAGAACCCUGAUACUAUGAUCCCUAUCAAGGAACUGGCAGAUGAUUAUACGAACGUGAUUCUAGCGGGUGAUCCGGAGCAGCUAGGUCCGACUGUGUAUUCAGGCCUAGCAAAGGAUCUAGGGUUUUCGCAGAGCUAUUUGGAUCAUGGAACUCCUCAAGAAUUUCCGAUCUCAUCCAGACAUUUUGGCCUUCGUGAAUGCACGCUUCUACGGAAAACCGACUACAGGCAUGCUGGCGACCCUACGUUGACGAGGAGCAUGGAAAAUUGGGACGACCUUCCGACGAAGAAGUUCCCAAUCAUAUUCCAUGCUGUGGUCGGUCAAGAUCGAAGGGAGGAGGAGUCGCCGUCGUACUUCAACAUUAUUGAAGCGACAAUCGUAAAGAACUAUUGUUCACGGCUUGUUGCAGAGAAAGGCGCUGACCAUAUCGCCGUUAUUACGCCAUAUCAUGCGCAGAGAAUGAAAAUUCUAUACCUCUUCUACCAGGAUCCAGAGUUAGAGGAGAUUAGCGUUGGGAGCGUUGAAGAGUUUCAGGGACAAGAACGCCGGAUAGUCAUCAUAUCCACUGUGCGAAGUAACUCGGAGUUCAUUGCUUCAGAUAUUCGACGUUCUCUCGGCUUUGUUGCAAGUCCACAUCGGUUCAACGUCGCUGUGACCCGUGCUCAAGCCCUUCUCAUCAUUGUCGGCAACGCUGAUGUUCUGGCACUGGAUCCUAUAUGGCGAACAUUCAUGAACUACGUCCACAACAUGGGCGGCUGGCGUGGAAACCGAAUCUCAUGGGAUCCCAUGGCCAACGUCGAUGAUUAUGUAGAGAGUGUAAAGAGCCGGGCUGCUGGUGAGGCUGAGGAGACUAUAACGAGGCUGAAGUCACUCGUAGUCGGCGUGAGCGAAGGGGGAGGUUUCAUUUCUCCCUUCGAUAGCGAUGAUGACGAGAUUGACGGAGGAUUGGGUGACGGGUUGGUCAUACAAGAGGUAGACUGA